UUAACUGAGUCACUUGCAGAUGUGCUAAAUUGGCAUUUGCAAGAUUGUGCACGGACACACCAGGAACUUGUCUGGGCCACCGCCGCUGUUGCUACUGAAUUUCAACGGGAAUUAGCCCAACAGCGGCAGCAGCAGUAG
This is a messenger RNA of Rodentolepis nana, 138 nucleotides long. The record is from the annotation of a GenBank genome assembly. NCBI's taxonomy places the organism in Eukaryota, Metazoa, Platyhelminthes, Cestoda, Cyclophyllidea, Hymenolepididae.